Rhipicephalus microplus (southern cattle tick) is the source of this 534-nucleotide messenger RNA. RefSeq lists its product as uncharacterized. The record is from RefSeq and is a predicted model, not a curated record. Lineage: Eukaryota; Metazoa; Arthropoda; Arachnida; Ixodida; Ixodidae.
AUGCCCCGUGGCCUGCGCUCGCUCCUGCUGUUAUGCUGCCUGCUGGCGCUCGCACUGCAAGGUGUCCUGUGCGACCUCGGCUCAGACGCAUCGCAACAGGACCACGAGCAGCAGCUGCUGCACCACAACUCGCACCAGCAGCCUCCGUCGACCACACACCAGCAACUCAAGGCCGAGCGAUCGGGCACGUACUACCUGCACGACGUAGACAACAAGGCCCGCUUCGGCGUUGCCGGCCUCGGAGGCUCGGGACUGACCAUACUGCUGCCCAUCCUCUUGGUGCUCGGCUUGUUUGUCAUCAUCAUACCGAUAUUCGGGCUGCUCUUCACCACGAGCCUCGCCGGAGGGUUCGGAGCGGGGGGUUUCGGAGGUGGCGUACCCGGCGGACUCUACCCGGCUGCCUCGGCCGCCGGACGCAAGUGGGCCGGCGCGGAUUCACCGCUACUGAGCCAGGAGAACGUCAUCAAGAUGGUCAGCUUCGUCGACAAGGCGCUCCAGGACUUCGGAAAGCAGUUCAAGCAGAAGCAAAGCUAA